This is a messenger RNA of Komagataella phaffii GS115, 450 nucleotides long. RefSeq lists its product as hypothetical. Bases 1 to 450 code for a protein of 149 amino acids. Gene Ontology annotation, cellular component: mitochondrial outer membrane. NCBI's taxonomy places the organism in Eukaryota, Fungi, Ascomycota, Pichiomycetes, Pichiales, Pichiaceae. The transcript has a single exon. Gene Ontology annotation, biological process: intracellular protein transport. The record is from RefSeq and is a predicted model, not a curated record.
AUGGUCCAAUUAACUCAAGUUGAAGACGAACAGAUUAUCGAGGAGAAAGCUCCACAAGUAGUACCACAGGAAAAUGAUGAUGAUUAUACUGAUACAUCGGCUUCAGAUUCUGAAGACGACGAUGAAUUCUUUCAAGACGAAACCAUUUAUGAAAGAAUCGUGGCUUUAAAAGAUAUAAUCCCCCCUACUCAAAGAUCAUCAUUGGCCUCGUUUGGAUCCAGCUUAUCAUCUACUUUAUCUUCAUUAUUUUCUAAGAGCGGGUCACUGUUAUGGGUUGUGACCUCCUCAGCUCUGUUACUGGGAGUCCCUUUGUCGCUUUCAAUUUUAUCCGAACAGCAAUUGAAAGAGAUGGAGAAGGAGUUUACCUUGCAACAAACUUCUAACGAAGUUUUAGCUCCAGGAUCAGAACAAGCCUUCCAGCAACCGGGUCAACCACAAUCAUCCGCCUAG